GACAGGGCUGUGUCCUUUUCAGCUACAACCGACCGAGUUGACACGCAUCACACAUCAACUACAGAGCAGCAGCACAGCAUCACAACACAUCACUGCUUUCCUUAUUUCACUUUAUAACAACGGACAGAGCCGUCUGGAACAACAUGGGCAACGUGCAGCCCACCUUAGUACCAUAUGAAGACUUUGAUGUCACAGCUGACAUCAAGGCGAUCAGAAAAGCAUGUAAAGGUUUUGGCACUGAUGAAGAGGCCAUUACUCACAUCCUCGCCAAUCGCUCUGCAGCUCAGCGAGUGGAGAUCAAGCAGGCCUACUUCGAGAAGUACGAUGACGAGUUGGAGGAGGUCCUGAAGAAGGAGCUGACAGGUAGUUUUGAGAAUGCCAUUGUGGCCAUGCUCGAGGCUCCUAAUAUUUACUUCGCCAAGGAGCUGAGGAAGGCCAUGAAGGGGGCGGGCACGGAUGAAGACGUGCUGGUAGAGAUCCUGUGCACAGCCACCAAUCAGGACAUCAUGAGCUACAAGGACACUUAUGCCCAGGUGCUUGAGCGUGACUUAGAGGCAGACAUUGAGGGUGACACCAGCGGAGACGUGAGGAACCUGCUGACGUCACUGCUGCAGGCGAGCAGAGACGAGGGCUAUGAAGUGGAUGAGGGUUUAGCCGAACAGGAUGCCGCAUCUUUGGUUGAGGCAGGAGAAGGCCGGUUUGGCACAGAUGAGUCCACCUUCACCUUCAUCCUGACGCACAGAAACUACAUGCAGCUUCAGGCCACCUUUAAGAUGUAUGAGUCGCUCUCAGGAACAGAUAUUUUGGACACCAUUAGCUCUGAAGCAACGGGAACUCUGAAGGACUGCUACAUUACUCUGGUCAGGUGUGCUAAGAACCCGCAACUGUAUUUUGCUCGACGCCUUAAUGCCGCCAUGAAGGGAGCGGGCACUGACGAAGACACGCUCAUUCGCGUCAUUGUGGGCCGCUCUGAGAUUGACCUGGAGACAGUGAAGGACAUGUACCUGGAGAAAUACGAUGUUACCCUGAAAGAUGCUCUGGAUUCAGAGUGCGGCGGAGACUUCAAACGCCUCCUCAUCGAGAUCCUGCACUAAAGCGUCUCACCUUCUUCCUACGGGCCUUAUUUAACCAACGUGACACAGUGUCUCAUCUCUCCAUCCUUCCUCCUCUUCUUUCAGCCGAUUAGACUGUUGUCAGGCUAUUAAAUAGGCGUUAUCAGUCGCUAUAAGCCCCAUAGAUGUGGGUCAAUACGGGCCUACUGCACCCAAUAUUAUCAUGUAUUCACAUGGUAGAUCAUCGAAAGAAGGCAUAAAUGAAGAUAACAGUGACCUCUAGCGACAGUAGUUAUUAUGACAGGAGCAGAAGCAGUAGUCAGGCGCUAUAGUAUAGACAGUGUGAAACCCCAUAAGGGGUAUAGGUUGGAGACGAUGGAUGGGACACAGAACACAAUGUUUUCACCCAAGAGACCGGAGUUCACAUCCCAUGUGAAACUGACAAUGUGUCUUUGUGUUCAUAGUUAUUUUAACCAAAAACACAAUGUUUUUCCCCAAACUUAACUAAGUGUUUUUUGUGCCUAAACCUUAAGAAGUUGUAGUUUUGUUUC
Messenger RNA from Sebastes umbrosus (honeycomb rockfish), 1603 nucleotides. RefSeq names its product annexin A13, like (gene anxa13l). Gene Ontology annotation, molecular function: calcium ion binding; calcium-dependent phospholipid binding. Lineage: Eukaryota; Metazoa; Chordata; Actinopteri; Perciformes; Sebastidae. The record is from RefSeq and is a predicted model, not a curated record. The transcript has 11 exons. Bases 144 to 1094 code for a protein of 316 amino acids. Gene Ontology annotation, cellular component: cytoplasm.